AUAACAUUUAUCAAACUGAAUACCAAUAACGUACCCAUGUGAUAGGGUUUACAAAUUAAUUGGCUAAAUACUACACAGACUGAGUUAAAUAACAAAUGCAAGUUACAAUUAUUAUUUAUUUAUUUAUCUCACACAUGAAGUGUUUGUGGGCGGAGCGCGGUGCUAUGCGCUUGUGUCGCUUGUCUGUUGUUAUUAGAGGAGUUGGCUGCAACCGUCCACAGAAGGUGACAGCUGGGAGACGUGCCACCAACCACACUGUUUUUCUAUAUGCGGACUACAAGUAUGGUUUUUCCAGCUGUUUUUUUCUUCAGAGAAAUUUUCAAACGCAUACUUUUUACCUGAGAGGAUUUUAGUCACUUAUUGUGCUUUAGUUUUAUUUCGCUCACAUACAAUUUGUUCGCAACACAUACGUUUGUUGGAAAAGUUGACGGCAUGCUUUAAAGUGUUGAACAUGUUCAAUAAUUUCACGCUUUCAUUUGAAUUCUUAAUCGUUAGAAGGCUUUUUGUCUUUUUUUCUCUCUCUCUCGAGGAUAGCUGCAGACUACAAUGUACAAGUUAGGCUGAACGGCAUUCACUUUUUGACCAAAAAACACCUGUUCUAUUUCUAAGCUUAAUUAACAAUAAGAGCAGACACACAUUAUGUCACAAGCGGAGGUUGACAUGGCUGGACUUGGUUUUGGGAAACUACCUGCCGGGUUUGAUGCCAACUCCUUCCCGGGACGAAUACCACCAAGGCGCAGGCGACACUCUGCAAACUCCAGAAGAAACUCAUACAAACUGAACAAUAUUCACACUUUCGAUUUCGAACCGCAAGUUUCCGACGCACCACUCUCCAAAACUCUUUCAUGGUCUGCUGACGACAUUCUAGCAGAAACUGCGGCUGAGGAGAGGAAAGCGGACUCGUCUCCACCGGUGUCGCCUGCAUCGAGCCCCGGAACGAGCACCAGCUCACCUCUCUGUAACCAACCAUCCCACCCGGUAUCACCUCUUGACACAUGGACCGUUGGACAACCAACUUCCUGCGCUCUGAGCACAAGUUCGGAUUCCGAGGCGGAAAUUACUCACAAAAAAGUCGUUUUAUCUCGAGCUCCUUUUCAAAGCAAAUGGGAGCAAGAGGAGAAGGAUGAAAUUGAGACCAAAGCGGUGGCCAUCUCACCCGAUGGAAGGUUUCUCAAAUUCAACAUUGAGAUAGGGAGGGGGUCGUUCAAGACCGUCUACAAAGGCCUGGACACGGAGACAACAGUGGAGGUGGCAUGGUGUGAACUACAGACGCGGCGGCUGACGAAGGUGGAGCGUCAGCGCUUCAGCGAAGAGGUGGAGAUGCUGAAGGGGCUGCAGCACCCCAACAUCGUGCGCUUCUACGACUCCUGGAAAUCCACGGUCAAAGGUCACAAGUGCAUCCUCCUGGUCACCGAGCUCAUGACCUCGGGAACGCUCAAGACGUAUCUGAAGAGGUUCAAGGAGAUGAAACUGAAGUUACUGCAGCGCUGGAGUCACCAGAUCCUGAAGGGCCUCCACUUCCUGCACACCAGGGCCCCGCCCAUCAUCCACCGCGACCUCAAGUGCGACAACAUCUUCAUCACCGGCCCCACCGGCUCCGUCAAGAUCGGAGACCUGGGAUUGGCCACGCUGAAGAGUGCCUCCUUUGCCAAGAGUGUCAUAGGUACUCCAGAGUUCAUGGCUCCAGAGAUGUACGAGGAGAGGUACGACGAGGCGGUGGAUGUGUAUGCCUUCGGCAUGUGCAUCCUGGAGAUGUGCACUUCGGAAUACCCCUACUCCGAGUGCCAGAACGCCGCCCAGAUCUACCGCAAGGUCACCAGCGGCAUGAAACCAGAUAGCUUCUACAAAGUCAAAGUCCCUGAGCUGAAAGAGAUCAUCGAGGGAUGCAUCCGCAUGAACAACGACGAGAGGUACACCAUCCAGGACCUGCUGGAGCACACCUUCUUCCAGGAGAACAACGGCGUCCACGUGGAGCUGGCCGAGGAGGACGACACGGUCAAGUCGGGCCUGAAGCUGUGGCUGCGCAUGGACGACACCAAGAAGCUGCACGGGAAGUACAAGGACAACAACGCCAUCGAGUUCCUGUUCGAGCUGUACAAGGACGUGCCCGAGGAGGUGGCCCAGGAGAUGGUGGUGCUCGGCUUCGUCUGUGAGGCCGACUACAAGCUGGUUGCCAAGGCGAUCCGCGACCGGGUCACCGCCAUCAAACGCCAGCGGGAGAAACAUCGACGCCUCGCCCAGGAGGCCCUGCGUUCCCGGCAGGAAACUGUCAUAGAGGAGGAGGAGCCUGAGACAGCCCCCGCCCCCAAACUUCCCUUAGCCGCUCCCACGCAUUCCCCCAGCCCUGCCCAUCCUGGCAGACAGACUCCUCCCAUACAGUCCCCUAGCCCCGCCCAGCCUGGCACACAGACUCUUCCUACACAGUCCCCCAGCCCUGCCCAGCCUGGCACACAGGCUCCUCCCACACAGUCCCCUAGCCCCGCCCAGCCUGGCACACAGACUCUUCCUACACAGUCCCCUAGCCCCGCCCAUCCUGGCACACAGGCUCCUCCCACACAGUCCUCUAGCCCCGCCCAGCCUGGCACACAGGCUCCUCCCACGCUGACAGUGCCGGUCCCCGCCCUGUGGCCCCUUGACGGCUCGGUGGACUCGGGCCUCAACGCCAGCCUCGGGGCCGAGGCCGGGGAGCAGGACUCCCAGCAGAGGCAGCACUACAACAUCCGCUCGGCCUCCAACAACUCCUCCGCCACCUCGGACUGUGAGACAGACGGCUACCUGAGCUCCUCAGGUCUACAGGAGGCAGGAGGAGCCCCACCCCUUCCCGGAAGCCACGCCCCCUCCGCCCUCCCCGCCGCCGUCCCACCAACCGUUGAAGCUCCUCGCCUCGAAACUCCGCCCAUUGAGGCCCUGCCCCCAGCGGCUCCACCAAUCCCUGCUCUGUGCUUCCCCACGAGCAUCGCCGUGUCCCACAACGCCGAGCGGCUCCAGUCUGGAUCCGCCAGUGGUUUCUCCUCGCCGGUGGACAGCUACGCUUCCGAUGUGACGUCCGGGUUGAGUGACGGCAACGAGGGCCAAUCAGAGAGGAGUGCCAAGGGUGCCAGCAAGCGCACAGGCGCCAAGUUGUUCAGGAGGAGAGCCCGCUCCCGCCUUCGGAUCACUGGGUUGUCAGACAAGGCUGAUCGCGUGGUGGAAUGCCAGCUUCAGACACACAACAGCAAGAUGGUGACCUUUAAGUUUGACCUGGACGGAGACAACCCUGAAGACAUUGCAGCUGUCAUGGUGUUUAAUGAGUUCAUCCUGCCGUCGGAGCAGGAGGGCUUCAUCCACCGCAUGCGUGACAUCAUCCGCAGGGCGGAGGCUCUGAUGAGGUGUGGGGAGCCCCUGGGGCCGGUCAACGCCCUCCACCUCAGUGGGGUUGGCAUGCUCUCUGGCUCACAGCCCAACCUCACCACUCACAGUCUAGCACGAACGCACUCCUCCUCGUCUCUACCGGACUAUGCAGCUGCCGAUAUUGGUCAGGUGACCCGAGGCUCCUCCCCCUCACCAGGAGGAGACUUCUACCUGGACCCCGAGGCCCUGCCCCCUGUUCGCGCCCUCCGCUCACAGUCCUUCCACACCUCCUCAGGUUCCUCCCAGACCUACAACCCUCCACCCUCCCAGUACCUCCAGUACUCCCACCCCGACGCCCUGCCUCCGGUCAACCACCUGCCCCCCCCCUUACCCCACACCUCCCCACGCCCCCCGCACCCACUCCCCCUACCCCCACCAGCACCCCCACGCCUCUUCCCCUCCCCCUCGCCCUCCCUCUCCCUCACCCCCUCCUCCUCCGCCUCCUCGCCGAGUCAGGCAGGGGGAGAUGGAGAGGGUCCGACCGCAGGGGGUGAGGUCGACCUCCUGUCCGCCGCCCCCCUGCCACAGCAGACUCCAGGGCUGUGGUCCUCCCACAACCAGCCCCUCUUCUCCCUGGCUAACGUGUUGUCCCUGGCCAUGAGCGUGGCUCACUCCUUCAUGCCCCCCACCACCAUGGCCGGCGGGGGACCCCAGGCCUUCCACCCCCAGCCCAGUCCCUACGGCCACCCCCUGUUCUCCCCCCAGCCCCGGAUGAUCCAGCCCGACGGCUCCUACCUCCACCCCCAGGGGGCCCCGGUUGCAGCCAGCCAGUACCUGGACGUGUACCAGCAGCUGGCUGAUGCCCAAGCCCAGAUGCAGGCCGGGAGCCAGGGGUUGGUGAACGUGGGAGUGGGUGCGGGGGCGCCCCCCGCUGGUGGGGUGGUUGCGGAGGAGCUGGCCUCAGCUCCGGGCUCCAGACCGGAUGUGUCCAGCUGCUCCAGUCUGUCUCCUCCAGGCUCCACGAUCAGCCCCCAGACGUCUCCCGACAUCGGGCCCAGAGGAAGGCCCCACGAGCGGGCAGACGGCUCCUCCUCUUCCUCCUCCUCCUCCUGUACCUCCCCGGACUCCUCUGCUCCACCUAGUCCACAGAGCACGGUAUCCUCGCCCAGUCCUGGAACGUCCUCACCUUCGACCCUGUCAGACCCGGGGACCAGCACCCAAAAAUCCAGACUGUCGCCAAUCUCCGAGGAGCGGAAGCCUGUAGUCACGGUGGGUCGUUUCCAGGUGACUCCCAGCCCAGACAUCCCCACCGCCUCUCCUGGCCCCGCCCAAAUCCAACAAGACACGCCCCCACCGCAGCUAACCCCGCCCACCCCCACUCAGGACGCCCCUCCUCCCCCUCCCCGGCAGGACAGCGAAUCGGACGGCAGCAGCACGGUGGAGCGCGGCGAAUCAGAGAGCAGCGUGGUGACCCUGUCCCCGCCCCGGCAGGCCCCAAUCGGCCCUCCGAGUAACCCAGAGCACCACAGCAGCGCCCCCUGCCGGCCAGGAGGUCCCAGACUCCCGGAGCGGGAGGAGCGGGAGGGGGCGGAGGAGGGGGAGGAGGGGGAGGAAGGGGAGAGGCGGAGGGGCGGCCGGAAGCUCAGCCUCAGCCUGUGGGAAGGCUCGGCGGGGAGCCCCCAGUUCAGUGGCAGCAACCUCCACCAGCCCUGGGUGAGCUACAUGCGCAGCACCUCCUACGCUAGCAGCGACGACACGGAGAGCGAGGAGGAGGAGACGUGGGACGAGCUGCAGGAGCUCCGGGAGAGACACCUGUCGGAGGUGCAGACCCUGCAGGACACCCAGAAGCGGGAGAUUGAGGAGCUGUAUCGCAGGAUGGGCAAGGUGCCCCCCCUUGGCAUCGUGUCGCCGGCCGCCAUGCUGAGCAGCCGCCAGAGGCGCCUGUCCAAGAGCGGCAGCUACGCCCCCUCCCGCCGGAACAGCCUGCAAAGACUGGACAUGCUGCCCCCUGCUGGGAUCAUGAGGAAGAACUCGGUGAGCGGCAGCAGCAGCGGUUCGCAGGAGAGGGCCGGGAAAGGAGUGACCUUCGCCCCGGACUACAGCCGGAUGUGACAAAGCUGUUCCCGAGGGGCCUGAAGGAGCGGGUGCUGGUUCUGUCGGCCACGGACAGUCCCCCAGUGCCAUGGGUGACCAAGGGGAGACCAGGGGAGACCAGGGGUGGUCCGGGGGUUAGAUGGAGGGUGAUGGAUCGGAAGGGGAGAUUGUCUUCACCGCAUCACCAGACAGACAGAGCCAUACUAGUAUCUCGUACAGGAAACUCUUCAUGAUGUAGAAGGCUGUGAACCCCAGUGUUUGUUUGUUUGGAAUUUGAGCAUUCUGAACAGUAAUUUUAGAGUAGCCUAUCUCAUAUUCACCCCUACUUUCCAACAUUGUGUGACCCCUCCAAAUCAAAGCACUAAUGAUGAUGAGGGUUCCAUCUCUAGACUAAACGGCGUGUCUUGGAACCCCCCCCCUUUAUUUUGAACCCUCAAAAGUAUGCCUUGUGUGUCCUUCCAGUUUUACUGCCUUGUGUGUCUUUGGUAACGUAGUCGAAUGCAAGACAGCUCCUCGACCCAUCCUCCCUCUGUGUUGCUCCAGCUUUCAGCCUCACCAAAUACAUAUCGUGUGUUGAGAACAGAUAAGAGCACCAUCGAUGGACGGAGACAAUCCACGUCCGUGUCGCUCAAACUGUGUUAGCCAGAGGUUCUCAACCCUGGUCCUCAGGGACCCCCUGUCCUGCACGUUUUAGAUGUUUCCCUGCUCCAACACACCUGAU
Hypomesus transpacificus is the source of this 6145-nucleotide messenger RNA. RefSeq names its product WNK lysine deficient protein kinase 4b (gene wnk4b). Gene Ontology annotation, biological process: monoatomic ion homeostasis; positive regulation of potassium ion import across plasma membrane; negative regulation of sodium ion transport. Gene Ontology annotation, cellular component: cytosol; cytoplasm. The record is from RefSeq and is a predicted model, not a curated record. The transcript is spliced from 21 exons. Bases 640 to 5442 code for a protein of 1600 amino acids. Gene Ontology annotation, molecular function: ATP binding; chloride channel inhibitor activity; potassium channel inhibitor activity. NCBI's taxonomy places the organism in Eukaryota, Metazoa, Chordata, Actinopteri, Osmeriformes, Osmeridae.